CCUCGUAACUCGGAAAGCGAGCGCGCAGUCGUGCUGCGACGCUCGACUGGAAUCCGACGCUAUUAUUCCGGCGGGAAGGAGAGAACAGGCGGCGGCGUUUUCCGAUGACCAGACCAUAGAGUAGCAACACCUAUGGACGCCGUGACGUUGCUGCUGCCGCUGCUGCUGGCGGCUCUGGGGACGUCCGCCGCCCCCGCCACCCCCGCCGCCACGGCCGCGCCGGCCAAGGGCAAGUGCGAGUGCGCGCAGGCGGCCGACUCGCCGCAGGUGGUGGGCAACCCGGGCACGCCCGUCAUGGCCGCCGUCGAGAAGACCCUGCAGCGCCAGUGCGACCUGGUGGACCCCACCGCCUGCCUCGACACCAGCGGCGACGACCUCAACGGGGAGACGGACUUCGUGGUGGUGGGAGCCGGCACGGCGGGCAGCGUGCUGGCGUGCCGCCUCUCGGAGAACGGCCAACACCGCGUCACGCUGCUGGAGGCGGGACCUCCCGCCCCCGCCGCCGCCGCCGCCCCCAGCCUCUACCACGCCUACGAGGGCACCGUACUCGACUGGAACUACCAGCUCGAGAAGGACCCCAACUACUGCCUCGCCAGCACCUGCUACUGGCCGCGAGGGCGCAUGGUGGGCGGCACCGGCAUGCUGCACGGCAUGAUGUACAUGCGGGGCAACCCCUGGGACUACGACCACUGGGCCGCGUCGGGCUGCCGCGGCUGGUCCUGGGCCGACGUGCUGCCCUACUUCCUGCGCUCCGAGGACAACCUCGACGUCAAGAGGGGCAGCCCCUUCGUCGACCCGUCGGUGCACGGCACUGAUGGCCCGAUGACGGUGGAGCGCUUCAAGUGGCUGCCGCAGCUGGCGGGCAACAUGCUGCAAGCCGCGUCGCAGCUGGGCCAGCGCGUCGGCCACGACCCCAACGGCGCCUCCGGCCAGCUGGGCUUCACGCCCGCGCAGGCCACCACCGUGCGGGGAGCCCGGUCCAGCCUGCUGCGGCAGUUCUGCGGCGGCUCCGCGCGGCGCCCCAACCUCAGCAUCGUCACCAGGGCGCAGGUAACACGCGUGCUGGUGGACGCGCAGUCGAAGAGGGCCACAGGCGUGGAGUACGUGCGGAAGGGCAAGACGCGGCGAAUCACCGCCGCCAAGGAGGUCAUCCUCAGCGCCGGAACUGUCGCAUCGCCGCAGAUCCUUCUCCUGUCCGGCAUCGGGCCCAAGGAGCAUCUGCAGAAAGUCGGAAUAUCUGUGACCCAUCACUUGCCUGGUGUGGGUAGACGUCUCCAGAAUCAUGUUUCGUACAAGAUGAGGGUCAAGCUGGCCAACUGGAAGCAGCAAGCACUGCUGAACAACGGGACGCUUCACGAGUACGUCAAGAAGAGACUGGGACCAAUAACCUCUACAGGAAUGUCCCAGCUGACUGGCUUCAUCCGAACCAAGUACGCGCCGCUGGCGCCUGCGGACAUACCAGACGUGCAGGUGUUCUUCGCGGGCGAGCAGGCCAACGGCUCCUCGGCGAUGACCAGCUCCUCGCCGCCAGCCUACAUAGACAUCACGCCCACUCUGCUACGGCCGCAGAGUCGUGGCUACAUAGAGCUACGAAGCAAGGACCCGCUCCAGCCACCGCGCAUACACGCCCAGUACUUCAGAGAUAUCUUCGAUGUCAAGGUUCUGGUUGAGGGCAUCAAAUUUGUGCUGGAAUUUGUCAGAACACCAGCCAUGAGAGCACUGGGUGCCAGUCUUACGCCUGAACUGUGGCAGGGAUGUGAAAAAUACGGGGAAGGAUCAGAGGACUUUUGGGCUUGUGCUGUGAAGCGUUACACAGGCCCCGAGAACCACCAGGUGGGGACAUGCAUAAUGGGUGACCCCUAUGAUCCUAACACUGUCGUUGACCCGCGACUCAGGGUUGUGGGAAUAAAUGGUUUGCGCGUCGUGGAUGCCUCUGUAAUCCCACAUGUGCCCUCGGGCAACCUCAACGCACCCACUGUCAUGGUUGCUGAGAAAGGGGCGCAAAUGAUUAUAGACGAUUGGCAAUGAGAUUACACCUUCAUGGAUAUAAAUGUAACUCCAGCGAAGUGAUGCAGCUCCAUAUAUGAACCAGAAGCAUAUAUUAGUCAAUAUUAUUAAUCUAUUUAUGAGGUUUGUCUGUGUAAAUGUCUGUGUGUGUAAGCUUUGUGUGUGUGUGUGUGUGUGUGUGUGUGUGUGUGUGUGUGUGUGUGUGUGUGUGUGUGUGUGGUAGAGUUUUCACACUUACUGGUAGCUGUGAAGUCUUCUUGUAUUUAUUCAAAUAUUUUCAGACAUGAGGGAGUUCACUUAUGUGGCAAUCUGAUGACAAUACAGGUGCGACAAAUUUAAAUCAAGAGAAUAAUUUAAAAUAUCCAUGUUCACCGUUAAGUGUGAACAACUACUCAACCGACAGGAUAAACAUUAAAUAACUCCCUCUUUGCAAUUGGAGCGUGCACUAGAAUAAAAUAUGAUUGUAGCAAUGAUUUAUAAAAUCAUGUAUUCAUGGGCAUUAUGAAGGUGGCAGUUCAUUGACAAACAGUGAUUGCUAACAAAUCCACAACGGAUGUGUGCUAGUGCUCUGCCAGUUUCUUUACCGCAGUUUCAGGGGCUCUGCUUUUCCUCUGACAAUAACUUUUACUUCUGGCACUGUGCACAAAUCACUUUUUUGUAUUGCUAAAGUUCUCAUUUUCCAAAGUUUCUUCGUCAGCUUCAUUCAAUCAAACUGAAAGAAGAAUAAUAAUACCUUCGAUGUGUAAUUCGUCAUGUCAUGGGCACACCUACAAUAUUCAGGCUGUGAAUCUAUUUCUAACUCCUGUACAUUUUCUGGAAUUCUGCAUUACAGGUGAAGUGAGAUUUACAAAGUAGUAGAUUGACAUUACGCAAUCCUAGAGCUUCUGUACCAGUAUGUUGUCUGCUGACCACUCAUAUCACUGGUGUCGUUUUAGCAUGUAGCCUUAAUAUGGUGAUGCCCUACUCUUGCCAAGUUAAUAAUUGCCAUAUUACUGUGAUCUCAGGUGUCUUUUGAAGACAGUAAUAAAAUCAUGAAACCUAUUUUAUGAUUGGCCGACAGAAAUAACACAAAGAACCGGAGUGAUUCAGAAUACAUAUUCAAAAUAUGAAUGAGUACAAUUGAUUCGUAACUAUAAUUAUGAAAUUAUGUGUAAAUGGUCUGUCUGUAGAUAACAAUCUCAAUUGCACAACCAAAUUUAAGAUGAUGUGACCAGCGUCAUCAGUUGCGAGAAGUUACUGCACCGGAGUUACAGAUAUGUUUAUUUAAUCAGCAGUCAUGUUAAUUGACUUCCUCUACUGUGUAACCAAAGAUAUAAAUGAUAAUUAUAAUUAAAUUAUGUUUCAAAUUA
This is a messenger RNA of Schistocerca cancellata (South American locust), 3356 nucleotides long. RefSeq names its product glucose dehydrogenase [FAD, quinone]-like. The record is from RefSeq and is a predicted model, not a curated record. Gene Ontology annotation, molecular function: flavin adenine dinucleotide binding; oxidoreductase activity, acting on CH-OH group of donors. The transcript is spliced from 9 exons. NCBI's taxonomy places the organism in Eukaryota, Metazoa, Arthropoda, Insecta, Orthoptera, Acrididae. The coding region runs from base 133 to 2028 and encodes 631 amino acids.